This is a messenger RNA of Babjeviella inositovora NRRL Y-12698, 1292 nucleotides long. RefSeq lists its product as uncharacterized. The transcript has a single exon. Lineage: Eukaryota; Fungi; Ascomycota; Pichiomycetes; Serinales. Gene Ontology annotation, cellular component: nucleus. Gene Ontology annotation, biological process: positive regulation of SREBP signaling pathway; positive regulation of cellular response to hypoxia; translational termination. Bases 182 to 1105 code for a protein of 307 amino acids. The record is from RefSeq and is a predicted model, not a curated record. Gene Ontology annotation, molecular function: protein binding.
CGAAUUGGCGCAGUUGAAGGGGUUGUGGCAGACUUUUGUGGAAUCUCCAAAGGACAACCAGCUCAUUCUCAACGGGCUAAUCCACGAAUGUGACCGUUUGUUGAGAAACUACGCCACAGAAAACGAGGGAAAACAGCUCCCGGACUAUUUCCAUGCAAUCUACGCCGGCGCGCUUGCGGAUAUGACUAGGUUUUUGGAGGUUGAGAAGGAAAUCGACGAGUUUUUCACCACCGCCGAAGAGAGAAUUGAGACUGGCUUGGAGCAGUACCCUCAGUCCAUCAGCUUGUUGUUUGCACAGGCAAAGCUCUUGCUCAAUCGCAUACCGUUGGGCUAUGUCUCGCGCAUGGACUUGGAGUCCACUACCAAGGAAUUUCCAAAGGUUGCUACCUUGCUCGACAGAGCGUUGGAUGUGUAUGAAUCCGCGGAGAUGCAGGCUGAAAUCGCCAAAGACUUUUCCUGUUUUACCCAGGAAAACUUUGAGAUCUUAGAGACCUAUGACGACUUGUUGGACUUUAUUGACAACUUUGGCCGCAACACCGCCGACGGCUUGGACAGUGACGAAGAGAGUGGUGACGAGGAAGAAGUUGAGUUAUCCAAAAAGCAUCCUUUGAGAGGCAUCAAGGAGGAAGACAAGUACAACUUGUGGUGGAGAGAGCAUGUGGUGACGUUUUUGACCCACUUUGACGCAAAAAAGUCCAAGGAGGUCUCUGAUGUGGCGUUGCGUCGCGAGAUCUGUAAGCGUUUGGGCCAGUCUUACUUGAUGGAGGCCGAGGAGCCGUCCCAGAUCUUCACCGCUCUCACCUAUGAGAACAGCGAUGAAUACCCUGAUCUCGACGUCAAGGAGGUCCAGAAGGAUGUCAUCAAGCUUGUAGAGCAGGCCAUUGCGUAUUUGAAGCAGGCGGAGGACCCAGAAGUUCCACAGAGCUGGGUCGAUAUUGCUGAGGCCCAGAUCACCUUGGCGAACUUGCACGACAACGAGAGCGAGAUCCAAGAGGCGACCUACAAGUUGGCUGAGGAAAGAUUGGCCAAGGCGAAUAAGGCUACCCAUGGAAAGUAUGACGAUAUCAUGAAGAACUUGUUGGCUGGUGACAGCGACGAGGAGUAACUUAUAGGUUAGUUUUAAUUAUUGUAUUUAUGGGGUAGAGGUGUGAGAAUUGUCACGCAAUUGCAAGCGGAUCAAACGUGCACCUUGAAAACUAAUCUAGCUCAAGCCAUACCGACUAUUAAUCCCCCUUGGAAAUAAAGUUUUUCUGACUGGGUGUUUAUAUAACCAAUUUAUGGAUUAUAAAGAG